Apis dorsata (giant honeybee) is the source of this 1455-nucleotide messenger RNA. It is a transcript of the gene RagA-B, whose product is annotated as ras-related GTP-binding protein A. Gene Ontology annotation, biological process: cellular response to starvation; cellular response to amino acid stimulus; regulation of autophagy. Gene Ontology annotation, cellular component: Gtr1-Gtr2 GTPase complex; nucleus; lysosome. The transcript has 7 exons. Gene Ontology annotation, molecular function: GTPase activity; GTP binding. The record is from RefSeq and is a predicted model, not a curated record. Lineage: Eukaryota; Metazoa; Arthropoda; Insecta; Hymenoptera; Apidae. Bases 315 to 1235 code for a protein of 306 amino acids.
UAAUAAGACUGUUUACUGUUAAGGAAAUCGUUAUUUUCGUUUUUUAUAAUCAUUGUUUUAUGUAAAUGAAAUAUCUAUGAAUUAUAUUUAAUGCUAUUUAUAAGUCAACAAGAAGACUAGUGUUUUUAUUACAGGUCAUAAAGUUAUAUCUACUAUAUUUAUGAUUCAUCAAAUAAUAUAAAAUAACCUCGAUAUGAAAUUUGACAUUUGACGACAUAUUUAACGUCAAAAUAAUUAAUCAAUCACUUUUUACAGAAGAAAAGUUAUCAAAAUCAGUUUUAAUUAAUUCUUAAGUUUGACAUUAUUAAUUCAAGAUGAAGAAAAAAGUUUUGUUGAUGGGUAAAAGUGGUUCAGGAAAAACCAGUAUGCGUAGCAUAAUUUUUGCUAAUUAUAUUGCUCGUGAUACUCGUCGUUUGGGAGCAACAAUUGAUGUAGAACAUAGUCAUGUUCGAUUUCUUGGUAAUUUGGUAUUAAAUCUUUGGGAUUGUGGUGGUCAAGAAGCAUUUAUGGAAAAUUAUUUUGCAUCACAACGUGAUAAUAUAUUUAGAAAUGUAGAAGUUCUGAUCUAUGUUUUUGAUGUAGAAUCCAGAGAAUUAGAUAAAGAUAUGCAUUAUUAUCAAAGUUGCUUAGAAGCAAUAUUACAAAAUAGUCCAGAAGCAAAAAUAUUCUGUUUAGUACAUAAAAUGGAUUUAGUACAAGAGGAUCAAAGGGAUUUGAUAUUUAGAGAAAGAGAAGAAGAUUUGAAAAGACUUAGUUUGCCCCUUGAAUGUACUUGUUUUAGAACUAGUAUAUGGGAUGAAACAUUAUAUAGAGCAUGGUCUUCAAUCGUAUAUAUGUUAAUUCCAAACGUGAAAGAACUCGAACAAAGUUUGAAACAAUUUACAAAUAUUAUUGAUGCUGAUGAAGUACUUUUAUUUGAAAGAGCAACAUUUUUAGUGAUUAGCUAUUGUCAAAGACAACAUCAUAGAGAUGUACAUCGAUUUGAAAAAGUAUCUAAUAUAAUAAAACAAUUCAAAUUGAGUUGCAGUAAACUGGCAGCACAGUUUCAAAGUAUGGAAGUUAGAAAUACAAAUUUUGCGGCUUUUAUCGAUGUAUUUACAUCGAAUACAUAUGUAAUGGUUAUUAUGUCGGAUCCUGCUAUUCCAUCAGCAGCAACAUUAAUCAAUAUUCGUAAUGCCCGAAAACAUUUUGAGAAACUAGAACGUGCUAGUCAAAGUUCAGCAUUAAGUAGAUAGAAAUCAGCUCGACCCAGGCGCGUUGUCACCCGGGUCCAGGCUGUUAAUCAUUAUUGAAUCUAAGAGUCAUUUUAAAAGAGAAUCAUCAAAAUAAAGGUGAAAAAAAUAAGAAUUUUUUUUCUUUUUAUUAAUUAAAAUAAUUUUGUUAAUGAAUAAAUAAUUUCAACCAUUAUAAUAAAUAUUAUUCUUAAAGAAUGAUAUUCUUUGAUAAAAAAUAUUU